Molecule: messenger RNA, 2031 nt
Organism: Symbiodinium sp. CCMP2592
Lineage: Eukaryota; Dinophyceae; Suessiales; Symbiodiniaceae
Source: the annotation of a GenBank genome assembly
AUGUCGUCCCAGUCCCGUGAGCGCACUCCUCCGCGGGCAGCUUCCAAGCUUGCGGCUGCGUGGCAGGCUGAGACCGAGGGUGUGAAGCUGCCGCGUCCCAAGAGGGCGCAGAACGUCGACAGUCAAGUUCGGAAGGCCAUCACUGACAACCUUCGAUCCAUGACUCCUACAGAGUUGGAUGGAAUCUUAGUGGAGGGUCUGACCUGUCGCCAGCGCCUCAAGCGCGACAAAGCCCAGGCCAGCGCUGCGGCAGGCAGCAUCCAGUUUGGCAAGCACUACUACACUAGGCUUCGCGCCAUGUACGCAGACAAGCAGAGUGUGCAGCAGAAGCUUCAACCGGAUCCGGCUUUGGAGGUGCAGCCGGCCUUGGUGCGGGCAGCGACUGCUGCGAUGGGCCACCCACCAUGCCGAUCGCACAUGGUGCAGUUUCUGGAGCGAGCUUUGAGCUUGAAUCAGGCGGAGAUCUGCGGAAUCUAUAGGUGGACUUUGACUUUGCAUCCGGCCGGCUCUGCUGAUCAGCUGGAGGCGUGCAAGUGCGUUGUGGCUUGCGCUGCACGCCUCAAACUCCAGGCGUCAGCGGGCAAAGAGACUGCCUUGAUGCUGGACAAGUUUGACGAGAUUCUCUUGCAAGCGUUCCUGUCCUAUGCCAAAGCUGGCUUGGGACCUGUUGAUUGGCUCUCCAACCAUGAUGAGAUGUGGCCGCUUGUGCUGCCCAAGGCCGCGACUCAGAAGGUUCUUGAUCUGGGCCCUGACGGAUCAUGGUUGGAUGUCGCUGAAGAGCUCGCAGAGAUCACGACAAGUUCUGCGCUUGGGAAGCAGCUCUUCGGCUUCGCAGCUAGGCAAGUGGUUGGCCUUCGCUUGGACAAGCUUGUGGCAGAGCAGGUGGACAAGGCAUUGACCAGAAACCCCAUCACGGCGGAGGUUGUCGCUGAAGUUCGCAACACAGCGAUGAUCCAGGUGGAGAGUUUGGCAGAGGCCGACGUCUUGAGCGGGCGGAGGACUGUCAACAUCUCCUACCGAGGCUGCGCCAUCACUGCUAAGACGACCUGCGCCGCGGAGCACUUCGACUUUGCACUUCAGGCGGCCUUGCGGGGGGCUGCCGCAGUGGCAGGCAACAUCCCAAGCUUGCCGGCUGAGGACCAGCUGUGCACUGGGAUCACGCGUGUGGCGAAGGGCACAAAGGUCGAGGCAAAGCUGUUCAAACAUGCCAAAGAAUCGCGGAGCAUGGCGCUGGCUUUGAUCAAGGCCGAGGAUUGCAAGAAUGGUGAGUCCGUCCAGGCCCGGCUCCCCUUCCGCGAGAUGCGUCUAGGUCAAUCGGAGGUGUUGGAAGCAUCGCGGGCGCGCUUGCUGUCCCUUGACAAGCAUGUUUGGAUCGAUCUUGCUUUUCUCGCCAAUCUGGCCGGGGAAGGCGGGCGGAAGAGGCUGCAGGACAUCUACAUGGAUACGUGUGUGCCUUCGCAGACAAAACUCAUGUCUCUCCAGCGGGCAAUCCAGUGCAGCACGAAGCUCAUGGAGUCCGACCUCUACCGCUACGUUUCGCAGGGUUCGCAGGGCAUCAUUGUUGCUGCCCAUUCGAUGCUCGAUCGGAUCGUGCAGGGCAUGCCAGUGUCCAUCGACCAGAAUGCGUCAGACUUCCUCAAGCAGGUCUCCAACUCUUACAGCUGCUUCAUCGUCCACGUCGCAGGCCACGAGACCAAGUACGACGACGAGGGGCUUCUCGUGGUCCCGGACAACGCUGAAGUGACUGUGGGCAAGGCCGCGCUGUUGCUCAAGUGGAAGGCUGUGGAGUCCGAGGCCGUUGAAAACCUCGACUUGAAGCAGAUGGAGGCGUUUGUCACAUGGGGCCAUUUUCUCGCCGACGACCAGCGUCAGCAAGCUCACUCCAAGAUUGAACAGAUCUUGAAGGCGGCUAAAGGUAAGCGCCAGGGUGUCACCAAGAAGUCUGCAGCACCGAAACAGGGAGCUGCCAAAAAGGCUCCUCAUUCUGCACAAGCAGAUGCCAAGGAAGCCGCGAUGUCACUUUUCGCUUGA